Alosa sapidissima (American shad) is the source of this 2376-nucleotide messenger RNA. It is a transcript of the gene glra2, whose product is annotated as glycine receptor, alpha 2. Bases 445 to 1797 code for a protein of 450 amino acids. Gene Ontology annotation, molecular function: chloride channel activity; transmembrane signaling receptor activity; glycine binding. The record is from RefSeq and is a predicted model, not a curated record. Gene Ontology annotation, cellular component: neuron projection; plasma membrane; synapse. The transcript is spliced from 9 exons. Lineage: Eukaryota; Metazoa; Chordata; Actinopteri; Clupeiformes; Clupeidae. Gene Ontology annotation, biological process: nervous system process; signal transduction; chemical synaptic transmission.
CCGAGUGUUGAUUCCGAACCGAGCGCAUCUUCAGCUCCAACCCUUUUACGGGUAGAAUUUCCAUUACUUGAAGUCUUUUUCAAUACUGUCGUCCCUGCUAUGCAUUUCCAGUCGGUUGGAAACACUGAAUAACGAUUUUACGCCUACUGGCACAUUGCAGGUUACUUUGUUGCCUUGUCAACUACGCGUUCCGGACAUAAUUAAUAUUUGGUAGUAACAAGUCACCAGAUGUUUUGGCAUACAUCGCCCACAGUUCAACUGGGUCGGGGAAUCUGUGCUCCACCAAAUUAAACAAUGUCUCUAUGGAUUGGAAUACAUGUCAUCUAUUUUCUCUUCUCCACAAAAACAUCUUGCGCUUUGGUGAGAAAAAAAGCUGUCGUAGGUUUUACCACCAUUUCCAUAUGGAAGAAAUAAAGAAGUGAUUACAUAUCUACACCAAGAGGAAUGAGUCGCCUUUUUACAAACAUCUUUACGGCCUUAAUUGCAUCUUUAAUUGGGACGGUCAACUACAGGAUGACAGAUGCAAAGGAGUAUGACUCCAGAUCCUCAGGAAGAGGCUCAACUAAGCUGAUGUCCCCAUCUGACUUCUUGGAUAAACUGAUGGGCAGAACAUCAGGUUAUGAUGCUAGGAUCAGACCCAAUUUUAAAGGUCCUCCUGUAAAUGUUACAUGCAAUAUUUUUAUCAACAGUUUCGGCUCUGUCACAGAGACCACAAUGGACUACAGAGUAAACAUCUUCUUGCGUCAGAAUUGGAAUGACCCACGGCUCGCCUACAGCGAGUUUCCAGACUCCUCCCUGGACCUAGACCCUUCCAUGCUGGACUCGAUUUGGAAGCCUGAUCUAUUCUUUGCCAAUGAGAAGGGUGCGAAUUUCCAUGAUGUUACCACUGACAACAAACUUCUGAGAAUCUUCAAAGAUGGAACGGUCCUUUACAGUAUCAGGCUGACUUUAAUCCUGUCUUGUCCAAUGGAUCUGAAAAACUUCCCUAUGGAUGUGCAGACAUGCACCAUGCAGCUGGAAAGCUUUGGCUACACCAUGAACGACUUGAUAUUUGAAUGGAAGGAUGAUAGUCCUGUGCAGGUUGCAGAUGGUCUGACCCUACCACAGUUCAUCUUAAAAGAUGAAAAAGAACUGGGAUACUGCACCAAACAUUACAACACAGGUAAAUUCACCUGCAUUGAGGUGAACUUCCAUCUGGAGAGACAGAUGGGCUACUACCUGAUCCAGAUGUACAUUCCCAGUCUUCUCAUCGUCAUCCUGUCCUGGGUGUCCUUCUGGAUCAACAUGGACGCCGCACCUGCCAGAGUGGCACUGGGCAUCACCACAGUGCUCACCAUGACAACACAGAGUUCAGGCUCGCGCGCAUCUCUGCCAAAAGUCUCCUAUGUGAAGGCCAUAGAUAUCUGGAUGGCGGUGUGCCUCUUGUUCGUAUUUGCUGCCCUGCUGGAGUAUGCAGGAGUAAACUUUGUCUCCCGGCAACAGAAGGAGUUUCUGCGCUUAAAGCGAAGACAGAGAAGAAACAAGGAUGACGAGGGUCGUUUGAACUUUUCGGGCUACACCAUGGGCCCCUGUCUGCAGAUGAAGGAUGGUAACGCCAUCAAAAGUGCGACGCCGAAUGCAGUGCAGGUGGGCCCCACACAGCGGGAGACGGAUAUCAUAAAGAAGAAGUUUGUGGACAGGGCCAAGAGGAUUGACACGGUGUCUCGAGCUGCCUUUCCCCUCGCCUUCCUCAUUUUCAACAUCUUUUACUGGAUUACGUACAAAAUCAUCAGACAUGAGGACGUCCACAAAAAGUAGCGCUACCAACCAAGGGGAUCUGCCAAAAAAGGUAGCGGCUAUUGGUUGUCAGUUUCUCUAGGGGGAGGAUCGUGUCUGGGACAGGUCGCCAGUGGACCUCUACAUAGAGGGGAGCAGUGAUGUGAAAUUUGUUUUCUCUCUGGGAUAACAAAUCUGGGUUUAGCUUUCUGAAGAAAUGGACAGAGUCCCACACAGUGCAGUGUUUCUGAUGAGAUGUGAUAAGCGUUCAGGAGCCAUGGUCUCCAGGAUGGUUAAACUGUUUCAACUACUGAUGGGCCAAAUGUUGUAUGAGAUCACCACCAUUGUAUUAUUAUUGCAUUGAAAUGACCAACAUUCCGAGAGUUUGUAUGAGCAAAACCUAAGAUCAGGAAGGUUUGCUUUUUAACGUGAGGUUUCCUAUAGUGGAUGACUACACCGUUUUCUACAGCUGCACAACAACUGUUUUUACAGACUGAUCAGUAAGGCCUAAUUUGUCCAUUCACAAUAGUGAAAUACUGCUGUCAUUUCUAUUAGAAACCUAAAGCCUUAGAUAUUAUAACGCAAGAUCAAACUGUAUGCUUCCUUCCUGAUUUUGUCUUA